This is a messenger RNA of Microplitis mediator, 4104 nucleotides long. Its product is annotated as E3 ubiquitin-protein ligase TRIM33. Lineage: Eukaryota; Metazoa; Arthropoda; Insecta; Hymenoptera; Braconidae. Bases 437 to 3814 code for a protein of 1125 amino acids. The transcript is spliced from 6 exons. Gene Ontology annotation, molecular function: zinc ion binding; protein binding. The record is from RefSeq and is a predicted model, not a curated record.
UACCCAAUCCAAGUACAGGGAGUGCAGAGAAAGCGCAACUACAUGUCCAAUGAAACAGCCCAAAAAAGUACAGAGUUAAAAAAAUUUUAAGUAAAAAAAAAAAAAAUAAAAACUCUUGAUAAAUAAUGUGAAGUUUAAAUAUUUAUAAAAAAAAUAAACUUUUGAACAGUGAAUCCUUAGGUGAGGAUUUUAAAAGUCAUAAAUUAAUUAAAGUAAAUAAAUAAACGAACAUAAACAUCAUGUAGAUAAAAUUAUUAACCUAAAACAAAACGCUUGGUUUUAAAAAAAUGCUCCUAGAAUUUUAAAUGUUUAAAUUUUUGACAGUUAAAUAUAAUUCCAUUUAAUUAAAAAAUGAUGACAACAAAUUUUAUGGGAGACUCAUAAUUUAAACAUAAAGUUUUAGUGUUAAUUAUUUAUAUAAAAAUUAUUUGACAGAAUGGAGGAACAAGCGGAAGAACUAACAGUGGCCUUGGCAUCAGUCAAGGAAGAGCCACUUGACUGCAUAAAUACUCAAGAAUUGCAGCCACCGGCCCAGCAACCAGCAGAAGAUGACGACCAGGAGCAACGAAAUGUCUGUACACCAGAGAGUCAUUCCGAGGCGCGGACAUUUUUGGCAAAAUGUGUUUUCUGCAGCAAAACAUUUACCAGCGAUGACAAUUCAAAAUUACUUGAGUGUCUGCAUGCCGCAUGUACUUCUUGUAUCGCAAGAAAAUUAAGUGACCACAAUGUCUACUCAGACUCUGAUAUACUUAUUGAGUCAAAUGUUAUUGUCUGUCAGGUUUGCAAUGUCGCGACUCAGACUGAAAAUUUAAUAGACAAUAAAUUUCACAGUAAGUUUUUGCUGCUUGAUGAUUUAGAAAGUUCUGCUGGUGGUGGUGACACUUCUGAUGACACUACAGAUCCUGAUGAUGAUAAAAAAUGCACAAGUUGUCAUGAUAACGCCUCGGCAACGAGCUGGUGUGUUGACUGCAAGGAAUUUAUUUGUGAAAAUUGUGUCAAUGCGCAUCAGAGAUUGAAAAUAACCAAAGAUCAUACGAUAAAGCCGAAAAAUGAAGUGACUAAUCAGCAAUCAGCAUCAGAUUUGGAGAAAAAAAAUUUGAAACUGUUACAAUUGAGUUGUUUGUUCUGCUCGAUCCACACUCAUGAACAGUUGACGUUAUUUUGUCAGACUUGCGAUCAGUUGACGUGUCGGGACUGUCAGUUGACUGAUCAUCGUAACCAUAAGUAUAAAUUUAUUCGCGAAAUAGCUUUUGACACACGUGCGUCGGUGUCUACGCUGCUAAAAGAAGUUAUUUAUAAACGGGUAUUGUUGAAAAGUGCAAUGAAAGUUAUUGAGGAGCGGCAGGUGCUGAUUGUUGAUAAAAAGAAACGUCUUGUACAGGAAAUAACUCGGAUGGUGGUACAGCUGACCAAGGCUAUAAGUUCCCGGGGUAAGCAGUUGAUAACUCGGCUGACUGAAGUCUGCGAUCAGAAACAGUCGACUUUGAAUGAGAAAAAAGAAGCUCUGGACCAGCUGUCUAAGCUCACUGAUCACUGCAUACAGUUUGUUAACUAUGCGCUAGAAAAAGGCUCGGACAUGGAAAUACUUUAUAGCAAAAAAUCCGUAGUUGGACAUUUACAGCGGAUUAAAAAUCGACGAGCGGAUAUUCCGAACCCGGAAAUUCCAGUGAGAAUAAAUUUGUCACUAGAAAAAGUACCGGAUCUUAUUAAAAUAAUAUCGUCAAUUGGUGCUAUUGUCGUUGACGGCAGAGUUUAUCCCUCUGGUUCACCAUCAUCGGGUACCAGCACUCCAACAACUUUAGUUGGAGAGCUUCCUGCUGAGCCGAAACAAAGUCCUCUUUUAAGUAAUGACGGAUCUUCUGUUAAUCUUCAGCAAACAGCAGCGCAAGCCGGUUCAUUUCCAACUGUUACUUUGCCUUAUCCUCCUCAACCGCAGCCGCAACCUCAGCCUCAGCCUCAACCUCAACCUCAACCUCAACCUCCUCCUCAACCUCAACAACAACAACUUCCAGGAUUACAAUCACUGCAACCAAACCAACAAAAUUACCCGCCACCAUAUCCAGCUCACACAAUGCCACCAAGAUCAUCACCUCAGACACUUCAGCCACAUCAGCGCAUGCCCUAUACGAUGUACAACGGAUCGACAAUGAGACCCAUGAUGAUGUCACGAACUGGUCUGCCGAAUUGUCAUCAACAGCAAGUGACAUCAUCGACCCACCCGCAGCAGCAGCAACAGCAGCAACAACACCAACAGCAGCAGCAGCAACUUCACAUGGACCAACUCAGUGGACAGAACUCCAGCUUACGAGGACUUCUAGCCCACAACCCGCCUCCAUUUCGUCCAGCAACAAAUCACGUUACUUACAGACUACCACCAGGUUACCGAUAUCCCGGUGGCAAUGUCACUAUACCUCGCACAGCACCGCCUACAUAUCAACCAACAAAUCCCGCGUUGGUCUCCGGUGGACGUGUCCAACAAUUGACUCCAGGUGCAACCGGUGUCAGUUCACCGAUAAACUACCCGCUGUAUCCGCAAGCAGCUCGCUGGCACAUACCCCAGGGUAACAUCCAGCCAAUAUAUUAUCCGAGACCCAACGUCCGACUAGUGCCUCCACAUCACGAUGAUUUUAAAAUUAUUUUGAAGAAUCAAAACAAUAAUAAUAUCGCUAACAAUAAUAACAGCAACAAUGCUAAUAAUAUGAGUAAUAUUAAUAAUAAUAUUAAUAAUAAUAAUAAUAAUAAUAAUAAUAAUAAUAAUAGUAAUAAUAAUAUUAAUAAUAUUAAUAAUAAUAAUAAUAAUACUAAUAGUGGUAUUAAUAUAAACCACCCGAAAAAUAUAAGUGCUGGCGUUAAUGUCAAUGGACAGAACCAGUUGAUACAGCUGGCGAAUGUCAGUGGUCUUGCAAAUACAGUCUCGUCAUCAGUACCGAAGACUCCGAGUCCAGUUCCAGGUAAAUCCGAUGAAACUGAAAAAACUUUGGAUAAAUUUUGCCAGAAAUCACUGAACGACUUGAUGCUCACUAUCGCCAAGUUGGAUUCCAAUGGAAUUGUCGUGAUACCAGAGGCGCAGAAAAAUCAAAUGGACACUUCGCAAGUCGACAGUUCAACUGAUGAAGGAAUUAAUAUGGACAAUGCAUCUGUUGUUCUGUCAGAUGCUAAAGCGACUGCUGUCUCGAUGACUAAAGAUGAUCCGAAUGAAGAUUGGUGCGCAGUUUGCAUGGACGGCGGUGAUGCUGUUCUGUGCUGCGAUAAGUGUCCGAAAGUAUUUCACUUGUACUGCCACAUUCCCAGUUUGAAAACUUUUCCUGAUGAAAGUGAAACCUGGCAAUGUAUGCUGUGUACAAAUGUAUUAGAUUGUUCAGAAGACCCACCUGAAGAUAGACGAUCAAACACGAUGAGUCCAAAGGACCUAAGAAUAGCUCAAAGAAUUGUUUUAGAGCUCUAUUGCCAGUAUGAACAAAGUCUUCCAUUUCGAGAAGUCGUUUCUCGAGAAAUCAUAGAAUAUCAUCAGGUUAUAAAAAAACCGAUUGCCUUAGAUGUAAUUAGAGAUAAGUUGAAAUCAGAUAACCCGAAUCAUUACACUGAUUUAAAACAAGUAAUGGCGGAUAUAAGAUUAAUGUUUAAAAAUGCUUAUACUUUUAACCCAGUCGAUUCACAAGUGUAUCAACAAGCGCGUAAUCUCGAAGAAUUUUUCGAGAAAUUAUUAUUGAAAUGGGCACCGAAUUACGCGUACGAUGAUCCACUGCUGACACCCGAAGAGGAUGAAGAUUUAUUUCCACCUAAUAGAAAAUAUCGGCGUAUAAUCAAUGAUUAAUACUCCAUUUAUUGAGUGAUUGAUUGAUUGCUUGAUUGAUUAUUUAUUAAGAAAAUAAUUAAAUUGAAUAGAUUUUAACACGAACAAUUGUUAAAAUCUACUCUAAAAAUUUAGAGUAGACUGAUGAUAUAUAUUUAUGUAUUUACAGGAAAUUUUUACAAUUUUUUUUUUUUUUUAAUUGCAAUAAUUGUACACUUUUUUAUAACACGUAAUUAUUGUAGAUUAUUACUGUCGAUUAUUAUGACUAUUAUAAUUAUUGUCUUUUGAGAGUUAGAACUUUUUUUUUAUCA